Molecule: messenger RNA, 1315 nt
Organism: Zingiber officinale
Lineage: Eukaryota; Viridiplantae; Streptophyta; Magnoliopsida; Zingiberales; Zingiberaceae
Product: cold-regulated protein 27-like
Exons: 5
Coding region: 158-922 (254 amino acids)
Biological process (GO): regulation of circadian rhythm; response to cold
Source: RefSeq, a predicted model, not a curated record
UAUUGACUUGUUUCGCCUCCGUUUCCGUCGUCGAAGCGAAGGAUCGAUCCGAAGGCUUCAGAUUUCGAGGAAGUUUUUUUUUAAUCGAUUUUUGGAUUCUUCUGUUCUUCGCGCUUGAUCGGAGUGGAAGGCUUUCCGGGGAGAUAUCGCGGUCCACAUGGGCGAGUCGGAAGAGGUUCUGAAGUUGGAGAGCCCUAGCACUGACUCUCAGUUGGUAGGUUCUCUAUCUAAUGGAUGGACAGAUGAAAAGCAUAUAACAUUUCUUAAUGACAUUGAAUCCUCUUUUGUUAAUGAGCUAUACAAUGAGAAAUAUGAUUCCAGUGCAUGUCACAGAUGGUUAUCAAGGAUGAAAAUGCACAAGGGAUCUUGCGGUCAAUGUGAAAGUGAUAAAAAACCUGGUCAGUUAAAGGUAUUGCGUAUGGGUUGCUGGGAGAACUUUGUUUAUGAUAGGAACGAGAAUGAUGUAGAGACUGAGACUGAUUUUAUACCAUUUUCUGCAAAUCCCUGGAUUCAACAUUUUCGACCAACAAUCAUAACUAAGGAGAAGUGUCUUUUAUCAUCUGACAAGAUCGAUAGUUCUCAUCUCAUUGGACCUUCAGUUCAUCUAGAGAAUGAUGGGCGUUAUGGAGAAGUAACAAGCUCAAAGCAUAACUGUUGUCAAUGUUCUGUUGGCAGCAGUGCAGAAGCAUCAGACCAGAACUUUAUUGAUGAUGAGCUCAUAUCUGAGAAAAGAAGUUCGAUAAGCCGGAAGAGGAGACUGGGGACUCGAGUAGUUCAUGAUUCAAUCAAUGAUCAACUCGUGCCGUCAAAGAAAGCAUCUACAAAUUCAGAAUCCAACAGCAGAACAUGGGAAGUUGAUUCAAUCCUAGUGCUCUCUGAAACUGAAGCACCGUCAUGUGAUGACGAGGAGGUGAACAGUUGAAUUUUCAGAAUGGCAACUGAAAGCUUAUGGUGUACACAUAGCAGCAGUACAACUAAGUAUGGUUGUUUUCUUGUUUCUUGCAAUAACUGGUGUGGCAUUAAAUCAACGCUGACAAGUUCUCUACCUUCCAGUUUGUGGAAGCUUACGCUAUCAUCGCAAAGUAGCAUGUCCAUGGCUGGUCGGUGGUUUCAACUCCUGAUCUUUUUAUACUAUUGUUCAUCUUGAGAAGCAAUCUUUGUUGAGCUACGUGUGUUUAUUUUUUGCUGAAGAAUUCUGUUUCUUGUUCUUAUGUUAUCACAAUAUUUCUGUCUUCCCUUAGCGAGCAGUAUCCACUAAAGAUGAUUCAGUAAUGAAUUCAUAAAGCAAUCAUCUCAAAGAAGAUGAUUCAUUUUA